CAUACUGUAGAGUGGAUGAUUGUGGUUUUUACAGAGCUGUGCUCUCUCCCCCAGACCCCUGCAGAGCAGACUAAAGCCACACUCCAGCUGGUGCUCCAGGCUGCAGCCAAAACGGAUGAGGUGCUGAAAGCCAAGGAAAAGAAGGAGGAGGAAGCUCGGAAAAAGAAGGAGGAAGAGGAGGCAUCGCUGGAGGAGCAGGUCCGCCGCAUCCAGGACAUCGAGGCCAUCAACAGCGACUCUUUUGUUGCCCAGGCUUUCAAAUCAAGCAGAGACAGCAAAAAGGUGUCUGACACGGUGGAGGUAAAGCAGGAAGUGGAGCAGGUUGACCCGCCCCCUGAGAAAGAGGAGGUGUGUCUCCCUACAGCCAUUCGUUACCAUGACAGCGACUCCCUGGCCCACCCCAGCCUCUUUAUGGAAAAGGAGGAGGCGGAGGAGCUUUGGCUGAACAGACUCAUCUCCCUGCGCCAGGAGAGGCUCAUGGGAAGUCCUGUACCCUGAUCUGCUCCGCAGACCGGCCGUCUGAUUGGACGAGACGAGCAGCACCAAUCAAACGGGGGCUUGAAUCAG
Molecule: messenger RNA, 567 nt
Organism: Anguilla anguilla (European eel)
Lineage: Eukaryota; Metazoa; Chordata; Actinopteri; Anguilliformes; Anguillidae
Product: serine/Arginine-related protein 53-like
Exons: 5
Coding region: 16-498 (160 amino acids)
Biological process (GO): alternative mRNA splicing, via spliceosome
Cellular component (GO): nucleus; cytoplasm
Source: RefSeq, a predicted model, not a curated record